Molecule: messenger RNA, 2004 nt
Organism: Pediculus humanus corporis (human body louse)
Lineage: Eukaryota; Metazoa; Arthropoda; Insecta; Psocodea; Pediculidae
Product: pre-mRNA-splicing factor cef1, putative
Exons: 12
Coding region: 1-2004 (667 amino acids)
Biological process (GO): regulation of DNA-templated transcription
Cellular component (GO): nucleus
Molecular function (GO): DNA-binding transcription factor activity, RNA polymerase II-specific; RNA polymerase II cis-regulatory region sequence-specific DNA binding
Source: RefSeq, a predicted model, not a curated record
AUGCUUGCGCCAUUGCACCAAUCCGGUUACGAUUCGGAAACCGACGAGGAUAUAUCGGUUAUAUCAGAAGAUGAAUCCAACAGCGGUGUCAUAGACGACGUGGGACAACCUGGACAAGGAUUACAAAAAACGAAAAAACCGUUGAAUAAAGGAAGAUGGAGCAAGGAAGAAGAUAUGAAAUUGAAACAAUUGGUAGAUGAGUAUAGUGAAAGAUGGGAUUUGAUAUCUCAACAUUUUGCCGACAGAUCAAAUAUGCAAUGCCAGCAAAGGUGGCAAAAGGUUGUCAAUCCGGAGCUAGUCAAGGGACCAUGGACUAAAGAGGAGGAUGAAAAAGUUGUGGAAUUGGUGCGAAAAUACGGUCCGAAAAAAUGGACUUUAAUAGCGAGACAAUUGAAAGGAAGAAUAGGGAAACAGUGUAGGGAAAGAUGGCACAAUCAUUUGAAUCCGAAAAUUAAAAAAACGGCUUGGACGGAAGAAGAGGAUAGGUUAAUUUAUCAGGCUCAUCAAUCUUGGGGAAAUCAGUGGGCGAAAAUAGCCAAACUUCUUCCCGGGCGAACGGACAAUGCAAUAAAAAACCAUUGGAAUUCGACAAUGAGGCGAAAAUACGAAGACGUGAGAGACAGGAACGCGGAUUCGAGGAGGAGCAGGAAAAUGAAAGUUUUUAGAAACGAAGUUAAAAUUAAGGAGAGAAAUAGAUCUGAGGGUGGACAAGGAAGAAAAAUAAUUGAAUAUUCUCCCCACAUGUCCGUAUUAAAGAGCAAUUGGCCUUCAUUAAAUAAUAGUCAAUCCGUUCAAAUGGUGCCGCAAACGCCUCCGUUAAAUGGACAAAACGAUUGCCGUUUGGGAACUCCGACGAAAAGUGGACAAACGGUUGUUUCACCUUUAAGUUACCUCGAUUUGGAACUACUAUCUAAUCCGACAACACCGGUGAAAAUAUUGCCAAAUUGUGAUGAAGGUUUUCAAGAUAUUGAUAAUGCGAUACCUACUCGUUCUAAUAGCAAUACCACGCCGAUGAAAAAAAUAUGGCACGUUCCCGUGAUGACUCCGGAAAAGAAAAUUGUUCAUGUCCCACUCAUGACUCCGGACAGGCGACCCGUAGAACUCAGCGAACUUCCAUUCAAUGUAAAAGGCGAACAAAUUUUCGGUGCGAGAGUCAAACAAGAAAACUGUGAAGAAGAAUUCAUUACUGCAGGAGUGGUCACAACUCCGAUGAAAGGAACACCGAUCAAACAGUUACCUUUUAGUCCGUCACAGUUUCUUAACAGUCCUUCGUUAUCGUUCGAUUCUACGUCUGUUCGAAGAACUGCUCUUAACCUUCAAUCGACUCCCGUUCACGACGAUGAGAGAAGUAGUAGUCCUUUGACGACGCCGAAUCCUAUGCCGCUUCAAAGGGAAAACGAUCACACGACGCCUACAAAAAAUAGACGGUCUUUGACGCCGAAAACUCCGACGCCAUUUAAAAACGCAUUGGCGGAAUUUGAAAAGCAAAGUGGAUUAGCCAAAUUUACGCCACAGACACCAACUAGACUAGUUGAAGAUAUAACAGAAAUAAUAAAGAAGGAACAAGAUCCUUCUGAUUCUCAAUAUGAAACUGACACUUCUUACAUCACGCAUUCAAGUAGUCAGAGUGUGGUUUCGGAUAGUGGGUACUCGUCGAAAAGAAAACCCGGUACGGCGGUCGGAAAAGAAAAUGCACUACCUCAUAAAAAAGCUAGGAAAUCUUUAGUGGCGGCUUGGAGCGCGAUAUCGGGUCCAGGGGUCACGGAAGAACCUUUUUUUUCAGAAACCCCCAGCAAAUCAUUAAUCGGAAGCGAAACCUCAAUACUCUUUUCACCGCCUUCCAUCGUUCGUGACACUCUUCACGAUGAAUUAGGUGCGAAUUUCAUAAGCGACGACGCUCUUCACACUCAUUCGGCUAAGGGGUUGAGAAUAGCUUAUACCGGUUUUAAAAAAAAAAAAAAAUUUUUUUUUUUUUAUAUGGGGGAUGUUAUAUAUAGAUAUUGA